Melampsora larici-populina 98AG31 is the source of this 747-nucleotide messenger RNA. RefSeq lists its product as uncharacterized. Bases 1 to 747 code for a protein of 248 amino acids. Lineage: Eukaryota; Fungi; Basidiomycota; Pucciniomycetes; Pucciniales; Melampsoraceae. The record is from RefSeq and is a predicted model, not a curated record. The transcript has 6 exons.
AUGGCCCAAGCUUUUUCCAACGUAGCAAAUGUGCAAGCUUCCCCUACUGCUACGAACCCUCCGAUUCCUACUAAGCCUACUACGACCCAGAAAGACGAAGUGUCUGGACAAAAAUUACGUGGCCCAGUUCCAAAUGCCGCUGGGUCGCUUCCUUUCCCCCUUCCCCCCCUAAGCCUUCCCACUGGCCUUGGCUUUCCAAAUUUCACUGGCGCGCCUACCAGUCCUUCCGUUCCUAAACCGGUUGCAACUGGCUCAUCAGGCCCCGAGUCAUUCUUGGUGGCCGCCAUCAACGCCGGUACGACCAUUUCGGGUGACCUAUCCAAGCUCAUCCAGGACAUGUCUUCCACAUCCUUCCCGGCCGUCGCCCCCUUGAUCGUGGAAGACAUCCGUAAAAUUGUGGCAAACUUUGGAGAUGCUAUCUCCCACAUGGCGAAUGCUCAACCUUUUGGUGAUCUUGAUGCCAAAGGAGUGGUCUAUGCCCUCACCGGAUUCGUUCAGAUGAGCCAGAAUGUCUCUGAUGCGCUCAUAGGACAAAAAGGUUUCUUCGCCCAAUACUCCUUCCUUGCCCCGAUCCGUGUUGGCUUGCUCGCGAUCAAGAACGUGGCCGAUCGAUUUGCCAUGCUCCUCAUUGGACUAAUCCCUACUGGCGGACCAUCAAUUGGUCUAUUACGCACUGGAUUCGAAGACACUCUUCAAAGAACCAUCUCUGCCCUCUCUGAACCACCAAAAGAUUCGAAGAGCUCUUAA